AUAAAUUUGUUUGAAAAGAGACAAGUUUCUGGAGGAAGGAUCCAAAGCUCUGGAUAUAGUUUGGAAGAAGUUGUUGGUUUCAGAGGCAGUGCUAUGAGACCGAAUCGCUGAAACUAUUAUCGUUGCUAGAUUCAAUUUUUCGCUCCUCUGAACGAAGUUGAAUUCAAUGGAUGCUAUCAGAAAGCAAGCGUCCAAGCUUCGAGAACAAGUCGCUCGCCAGCAACAGAAUUAUUGCUAUUCAGGCUGUUCUGAAGCAAUUUGGGGGUGGUGGUUAUGGAGGUUCAGAUAAUGUGGUUACCAAUGGAGUGGAACUCCAGUUGCACCAGAAACUUGAGAAACUCUAUAUAUCGACUCGUGCGGGGAAGCAUUAUCAAAGGGAUAUUGUUCGUGGUGUAGAAGGUUAUAUUGUUACUGGAUCCAAGCAAGUGGAAAUAGGAACAAAGUUGUCAGAAGAUAGCAGGAAAUAUGGUGCAGAAAAUACAUGUACCAGUGGUAAUACACUGAGUAGAGCUGCACUAAGUUUUGCGCAAGCACAUGCUCAAACAGAGAAGGAGCGUGGAAACUUACUAAAAGCUCUUGGUACACAGGUUGCGGAGCCCUUAAGGGCAAUGGUGGUGGGAGCUCCAUUGGAGGAUGCACGGCAUCUUGCUCAACGUUAUGACAGAAUGCGGCAAGAAGCUGAAGCCCAGGCUAUUGAAGUUUCUAAACGUCAGGCAAAAGUAAGAGAAAUGCCACCUAGUGCUGAGAAUUCUAUGAAAUUAGAUGCAGCUGAAGCAAAGCUGCAAGAUCUGAAGACAAACAUGACCAUACUGGGGAAGGAAGCAGCUGCAGCAUUGGCUGCUGUUGAAGCACAGCAACAGAGGUUAACUCUUCAGCGUCUUAUAGCUAUGGUUGAAGCAGAGCGUGCCUAUCAUCAAACAGUCCUGCAAAUACUUGAUCAGCUUGAGGGGGAGAUGAUAUCAGAACAACGACGAAUUGAAACCCCUCCUAUUCCUAGUCUGGAUAACAGUAUGCCACCACCUCCGUCGUAUGAAGAAGUGAAUGGUGUCUACGCAUCUCAGGCACAUAAUGGAACAACAGAUAGCAUGGGUUACUUCUUAGGAGAGGUUUUAUUUCCAUAUUCUGCUGUAUCCGAAGUGGAGCUAAAUCUAUCAGUUGGUGAUUACAUUGUUGUUCGAAAGGUGACAAACAGCGGAUGGGCCGAGGGCGAAUGCAAAGGCAAGGCAGGUUGGUUUCCGUUUAGUUACAUUGAAAGGAGGGAACGGGUUCUUGCAAGUAAGGUGGCUGAAGUGUUUUAAGCUUUUCCUGUUGAGUUGGUUUCUUAACCUGCGAAUUUUGUAUGUAUGUUUUGAUAUGUAAAACAAAUUGAUUUGAGAUAUAGAUGGAAACUUUUCCCGUUUGAUUAUCAUG
This is a messenger RNA of Vigna angularis (adzuki bean), 1410 nucleotides long. Its product is annotated as SH3 domain-containing protein 2-like. The record is from RefSeq and is a predicted model, not a curated record. The coding region runs from base 171 to 1298 and encodes 375 amino acids. The transcript has 10 exons. Gene Ontology annotation, molecular function: protein binding. Lineage: Eukaryota; Viridiplantae; Streptophyta; Magnoliopsida; Fabales; Fabaceae.